Molecule: messenger RNA, 459 nt
Organism: Rotaria sp. Silwood1
Lineage: Eukaryota; Metazoa; Rotifera; Eurotatoria; Philodinida; Philodinidae
Source: the annotation of a GenBank genome assembly
AUGACAACAGUAAAUGAAUCAAAACAAUGUUCAAUUUGUAAUAAACCUAUAGCUAAAUCUUUUUGUAUUGGAUGUAAAAAAUAUUUUUGUCGAAAAGAUUUUAAAGAACAUGAACAACAAUUAUCAAUAAAAUUCGAUAAUGAAAUUGUAAGAUCACAUGAUGAACUUCUUGAUCGAAUAUAUAAGUUGGAAAAAUCAAAUAAUUUAUCAUUGGAUCUUUUCGAUCAGAUCGAACAAUGGAAAAAAACAACAAUCAACAAAACAAAUCAAGCAGCAGAAAAAAAUUUCAGAGUAAAUUUGCAUGUCAAUACAAAAUGGAUCCAGAAUAGUAUCACUGUUGCGGGUAAUAAUGAACGUGGUUAUGGAUUGAAUCAGCUGGGCAAACCAUGGGGUUUAUGUAUUGCAGAUGAUCAAACUAUCUAUAUUGCUGAUUCGUCGAAUCAUCGUAUUAUGGAAUGA